AAGACCAGUAAGGAAUUUAAGGAAACAAUGAUUAAUCAUCCAGUCUCAAAUCUCAGGAAAGGCAAAAGAAUCCAGAAACGUCUGGUUCUUGAUGAUUUCCCCAAAUCUGUGGAUUGGAGAAAGAAAGACUAUGUGAAUCCUGUGUGGUAUCAGAGCAGAUGUAGUCCUUGUUGGCCUUUUAGGGCGGUUGGUGCCAUAGAAGGACAGAUGUUCAACAGAACAGGCAAACUGGUCCAGCUAAGUGUACAGAACCUAGUGGACUGCUCUCAACCUCAAGGCAAUGUGGGCUGCCAUGGAGGCACUGUAGUCGGUACCUUCCAGUGUGUGAAGGAUAACGGAGGUCUGGAGUCUGGAGAAACCUAUCCGUAUGAACAAAAGGAACAUGGAGGAUAUGCAAACCAUUCCAUGCAUGAUGCAGAUUCCUCCACUGUGAAACU
This is a messenger RNA of Nannospalax galili (Upper Galilee mountains blind mole rat), 437 nucleotides long. Its product is annotated as cathepsin L2-like. Lineage: Eukaryota; Metazoa; Chordata; Mammalia; Rodentia; Spalacidae. Gene Ontology annotation, biological process: immune response. The record is from RefSeq and is a predicted model, not a curated record. The annotation marks the transcript as partial. Gene Ontology annotation, cellular component: lysosome. The transcript has 3 exons. Gene Ontology annotation, molecular function: cysteine-type endopeptidase activity.